UCCGGCAUCACAUGUACCACCACAGCUGGUUGUGUCACGCAAUAAUUGUGGAGCAGUUUUGAAGUUUUGAAAACCGUCUUAAAAAGAAACGAAUUAUCCAAAGAGUUUGAAGUCAUGGUCAGGCGAUUUGCAGAAAGGUCAAGAAACCUUUUUUACUUUCUCGUGYUGUUUGGUGGUGUUUUGAGUUCGACAUGCGCUGCAAAAUUACCCGAAUAUUGUGGAAAGGAACCUGGUAAUGUGAAGGCAAAUGUUGAAGCUUCUGUAGAGGGAUWUGAGUUGAAACAAGUCAAUGUUUUCAUUCGCCAUGGUGACCGUACCAAGGCAUCAUACCCUAUCAAUGACGGUUACUGCUGGCCUAACGACAAUGCUGAAUGGGACUGUAGUUUAACAUCCAUCUCACAUCCAGCUGUAAAACAUGACCAGCAUAUGUUAGCUGUGGAUAGAGUCUACAGGAAAGUGUAUUUGGAAGACCGUGAACCAAUGAAGGGUACCUGCCCUCUUGGGGCCUUGACAUUUGAAGGAUAUGUUCAACAAGAGACAAAUGGAAAAAUACUAAACAUGUUGUAUGUGAAGACUGGAUUUUUAAAACAGAACUUCUCUUACACUGAUAUGUAUGUCAGGAGUGAUGAUAUGCACAGAACAAUGCAGUCGGCGCAGGGUUUGAUCCGUGGAAUGUAUCCACCUGCACAAGAAACAACAGACAGAGCUGAUGUGAUUGACAUUCAYACUAUGGAUCGUUUGCUCGAUGAUAUUGAACCAAACAGCAGGUUGUGUCCCAAGUUGGCUGAAUACCAAAAGGAGUUUCUCAAUAGCCCAGCAUUCUUGAACCACUAUCGCAAUGUGACCCAACCUCUCCUCAAGGAACUGMAGAAAGCACUUGGCUACAAUAAAUCGCUAAGUAUGGAUGACAUGGACAGUACUGUCGACUGUGUGCAUACUCACCAAUGCCAUAACUUUGCAAUCCCAGCAACUAUCACCCCGGACUUGUUUGCUCGCAUCGUCAAAGACAUUUCAGAUCGCAAAAUGAUGCAGUUGACUUAUCCAACGCGUGAAAAGUCUGCACAAGUUGGRAUUGGGUUUCUCGUCAGUGAGAUGUGGCAGGCCAUGCAAAAAGCAAUGGAAGGAAAACCACCAAAGUUUCUUCUCUAUUCCGGUCAUGAUUAUACACUUUUCCCAAUGUUGGUCGCCUUCAAUAUUUGCGAUGGACAGUGGCCGCCCUACGCCUCAGUUUUAAGGUUUGAGCUCUUUCAAAGUACAACCCCGAAAUCCGACCGGUUGUCCGACAAGUAUGCUGUUCGUAUUGUCUACAGCGACAGGGAGAUCAAACCACCAUAUUGUGACGAGUCACCGUGUGCGCUUGCGCAGUUYGAGAAGUACAUCACCAGCAUUCUUCCCGUAGAUCCAAGUACCACAUGUAAGGUGACUGAUCCAAGUAUUAUGAAGGGACCUCUGGGACACUAUCGACGUUAUCCGCUAAGCGAGGGCUUAUAAAAAACAUAGAGCUGUUUCUAAGCUACUAAGGUAACGAUGUUUUGUGGUCAGCGUUGCCAAGGUAACAAUGAAAUAAUUCAUGCUGGAACUGAUUCAUAUUGGCAAAAUCACGCUGUAGUAUUAUGCUCGUUGCUAAGGUAAAAAAGUUAACYAUGGUUGCUAGGUGUUGUGAUUUAUGAUGAUGAUGAUGAUGACCACGUUGAAGACAAAAUGCAUUCAGUAACGACUAUUAAUUUUUAAGAUGCCCUGUAGACUGCUUAAUGCUAAAAGCAUGAUUACUAACCAAAUAGAGAUAAAUAGUGCAAUGCAGGGGUGAUUAAACAAAAUAAUUACUAAAUUUUUUGAAAGUUUUGUGAAAACACUGUGGUUUAAAAGUCUAUCACGUGUUUUGUCCAAUGACAAAAAAAAACUUUUUUUUCUCAGUUUGUUGUCAGUGUAAACAUCUCUAGUACAUUUACUAAAGCUGUUUUAAGCUAUAUUUCUGGUUAAGGGCGAAAUUUAGUUUCUAAGAAUAAAUACAAACUGUUCAAUUAAA
Molecule: messenger RNA, 2026 nt
Organism: Exaiptasia diaphana
Lineage: Eukaryota; Metazoa; Cnidaria; Anthozoa; Actiniaria; Aiptasiidae
Product: counting factor 60
Exons: 10
Coding region: 115-1491 (458 amino acids)
Biological process (GO): dephosphorylation
Molecular function (GO): phosphatase activity
Source: RefSeq, a predicted model, not a curated record